AUGUCGGAUAAUGGUUUGCAGGUUUUUGCUGUUCUGGAGUCUCAUGUUCAGACUGCUAACUUGGAUAAGGUGUGUAAAAAAGUGUUUCGGAAUUGGGAGUGGACUUCCAAUGGUAGUUUGUGCGAUAAGGGUACGAGAAUUAUAGUUGGGUGGAAUGCGGAUAAUGUAGAUGUGGUAGUUCUUCAUGCUACUAACCAAGUUAUACAUGCUCAAGCUAAGUUCAAAAAAGAUAAUGCUUUGGUUAAUAUUUCUUUUGUUUAUGCAAGUAACAAUGAUCAAGAAAGGAAGUAUCUCUGGGACUCGCUUAAAAUGCAUAAGGGGGUUGUUCGAUUGGACCCUUGGGUUAUAAUGGGAGAUUUUAAUGUGGUUUUGAACUUAGAGGAUAACUGUAUGGGGACGUCUAAGGUGAAUGCUGCAAUGACGGAUUUUAAUGAGUGUGUGAAAUUUCUUGAAGUCUUUGAUCUUCGAGCCCAUGGGUUACACUACACGUGGAAUCAAAGUCCGAAAAAAGGGAUUGGAAUCCGAAAGAAGCUGGACAGGAUCAUGGCUAAUGUCAGCUUUGUGGAGAAGUUUACUGAUGCGUUUGCGGUGUUUAAGCCGCAUGGUAUUUCGGAUCAUUGUCCGGGCUUGCUAAAACUUCUUAAGGCCACUAAGGUUAAACCUAAACCAUUUAAAUUCAGCAAUUUUUUGACGCAUAAGAAGGAGUUUUUGCAAAUUGUCAUGAAGGGUUGGGAAGCCGAGUUUAUGGGGGUGCCCAUGUUUCGUCUUGUAAAGAAGCUUAGUAUUUCGGAUCAUUGUCCGGGCUUGCUAAAACUUCUUAAGGCCACUAAGGUUAAACCUAAACCAUUUAAAUUCAGCAAUUUUUUGACGCAUAAGAAGGAGUUUUUGCAAAUUGUCAUGAAGGGUUGGGAAGCCGAGUUUAUGGGGGUGCCCAUGUUUCGUCUUGUAAAGAAGCUUAGAGGCCUUAAAAGUCCGCUAAGAUCGUUACUAAAAAAACAAGGGAACAUACAUAAAAAAGUAAUACACUUGAAGGUAGAGUUGGACUCGUUGCAAAGUAAGCUGGACGCUGACCCGUUUAAUUUAUUACUCAAAGAAGCUGAAUCCGUUUGUGUUAAGAAAUAUUUGGAGGCAACGAUGGAUGAAGAACGUUUUCUGAAACAGAAGGCAAAACAGAAAUGGUUGGAAGCUGGAGACUCUAAUACCAAAUUCUUUCAUAAUGUGGUCAAAUGUCGCAAUCAUUUUAACAAAAUAAACAUUAUUAAAGAUAUCUCGGGUAAUACUCAUGAAGGGGAUGGAGUCUCAAUGGCCUUAGUUAAUCAUUUCCGUGAUUUUCUGGGAUCGGAAGGGAACUCGGUUAGCCGAGUGGAUCGAGAUGUGUUUUCAACCAUCGUUAAUCAAAGUGUGGCAGAUUAUAUGUGUAGACAAGUGACUCCGGAUGAAGUGAAAGCGGCAAUUUUUUCAAUUAACGAAAACAAGGCUCCGGGGCCGGAUGGGUACUCGUCCGAUUUCUUCAAGAAGUCAUGGCAUAUUGUCGGUAAUGAGGUAACGAAUGCUAUUAUUGAUUUCUUUGAGUCAGGUAGACUUCUUCAGGAGAUAAAUCACACGUUUUUAGCUCUCAUUCCUAAAGUUCCAACGCCGGGAGUGGUCACGGAUUAUAGGCCAAUUUCGUGUUGUAAUGUGGUCUACAAAGCGAUUAGUAAGAUUCUUACAGCAAGGAUGCUGGAAGGUUUAAAGGAUAUCAUAAGUGAAAAUCAAUCGGCUUUUGUCCCGGGUAGGAGGAUAGCGGAUAAUAUAAUGUUGACUCAAGAAUUAAUGCAUAAUUAUCAUCGUCAACUGGGUCCUCCUCGAUGUGCUAUGAAAGUCGAUAUUCAAAAGGCGUAUGAUACUGUGGAUUGGAGAUUUCUUCGUGAUGUCUUGCAUGGGUUUGGGUUCCGGCAUCGGUUUAUUGGUUGGAUCAUGGAGUGCAUCACUACUACAUCCUUUUCCUUGAGUGUGAAUGGCAAUGUUCAUGGCUAUUUCAAAGGAAAGCGGGGGUUGCGGCAAGGGGAUCCUAUGUCCCCCUAUUUAUUCACUAUGGUCAUGGAAGUGUUAACUCUGAUUCUUAACAAAGCCGCUGAAUUGGACUCUUCGUUUAGGUUCCAUAAUAAAUGUGAGAAGCAAAUGAUAAUUAACGUGUGUUUUGCUGAUGAUCUAUUCUUGUUUACCAGAGGUGAUGUUGGCUCGGUUAAGGUAAUCAUGCGCUCUUUGCAAAAGUUUGAGAAGGUUUCUGGCUUAGUUCCUAGCAAUACAAAAAGCACAAUAUUCUUUUGUAAUGUUCCUUUAGCUACUAAGAACAGAAUCGUAGAUAUGGUACCUUUCGAUGAAGGGAAACUUCCUAUCAAAUAUUUAGGAGUUCCUCUUCUUGCUUCUCGUCUCUUGAUCAAAGAUUGCAAAAUUUUGGUGGAGCGUAUGUCUAAACGUAUUAAUGACUGGAAGAACAGAUUCCUUUCAUUUGCGGGAAGACUUCAGUUAGUUCUAUCGGUUCUAUCCGCUAUUCAUGUUUACUGGGCUUCUGUUUUCGUCUUACCGGCUAGUAUCAUCAAGGAGCUAGAAACCAAGAUGAAACAUUUCUUAUGGGGUCAGGGUAUGGGUGCAAAAGGUAGAGCAAAAGUAGCUUGGAAGGAGGUAUGUCUGCCAAAGCUGGAAGGCGGGUUGGGCAUUAGACGGAUAUCGGAUGUUAAUAAAUCCUUGAUGGCUUAUCACAUCUAUAGCAUUGCUUCGGGUAGGAAGUCGUUAUGGACAAACUGGAUCGUUUUGCAUAGGCUUCGUGGUCGGUGCCUAUGGGAUAUUCCGAUUCACUCCAACUCUCCGUGGGGAUGGAAAAAGUUAUUGAAGUACCGGGAUAAAUUCCGUAACCACGUGUGGACUAAAGUUGGAAAUGGAAAUAACACUUUCUUAUGGUUCGAUAAAUGGACGGAUGAAUGCCCUCUUAGUCAGCUGGUGUCCCCGCGUCAGAUGGCCAGGUAUGGGUUCUCAAUAAAGUCGAAAAUAAAAGAUGCGUUUAUUGAUGGGCAAUGGGUGUGGCCGGAAGAUUGGAGGAGUGUUUUUCCGACUCUAUUCCAACUUAGGCCGCUGGUGAUAUCCGAAUUACAAGACAAGAUCUUAUGGAAGAAACAUGAUGGGAAGCUUGUUCCGUUUUCUUCGAAGGAAGUGUGGGAUGCUGUCCGGGUCCGAGACCAGCCAAAAGCUUGGGCCAAAGUGGUAUGGUCAUCUUUCAACAUCCCGAAACAUUCAUUUCUGUGCUGGCUUAUAUUUAAGAGGAAACUUUGGACUCAAGAUCGGAUAUUGAGAUGGAAUCAUGCUGUUACGGGAUCAAUGAAUCUUAUGUGCUGUUUGCUUUGUUAUUCGGAGAUAGAGACUCAUGAGCAUUUGUUUUUUGAAUGCCAAUACUCGUCAUCGGUAUGGCAUAAAGUCCGGCAGAAAGCUUGCAUGGAAUCGGUUCAACACUCUUGGGAUGAAAUCUCGGCUUGGUUGGUAGCUAGAGCUAAGUCGAAGUCAGUGGAGUCUAUAGCGGGUAGAUUGGUGGUUGCGGCUACUGCUUAUGCUAUUUGGUGUGAACGGAAUUCAAAAUUUUUUAAUAACCGAUUGCGACCGCCAGAAAAAGUGGCUGACUUUAUUAUCGACACAGUUCGAGCCAAGUUAAUCGCUUUCAAGUACCAGCAUACGACAAAAGUGAAGAAAUUCUUGGAAGAAUGGAAGAUGGACAAGGAAGAUUUCCUGGAUGAUGAUUGA
Molecule: messenger RNA, 3771 nt
Organism: Helianthus annuus (common sunflower)
Lineage: Eukaryota; Viridiplantae; Streptophyta; Magnoliopsida; Asterales; Asteraceae
Exons: 1
Coding region: 1-3771 (1256 amino acids)
Source: RefSeq, a predicted model, not a curated record